UGCAGUGACCAGUGGGGGGAAGAGGAGGGGAGAAACUCCUGGAUGUUCGGGAGGGAAAGCAACGUCGGAGUCAGGGUGGGACUGCCGAGCGGUACAGUCUCGUCUUCGUCGAUCGUCCAACACAGAACACAAUGGCGGAUAAGGACAAGAAGGUAAAGAAGAAGAAGGCGAAGGAAGACGCACCAGCAGAAGAGGCCCCGGCUGCGGCGCCCGCUGCGCCCGCGUCUGGUGGUGGAAGCGAGAGGCAGUCCUCUCGUGGAAGCCGCAAGGCCAAGCGCACCGGCUCCAAUGUCUUCUCUAUGUUCUCACAGAAACAGGUCGCCGAAUUCAAGGAGGCCUUCCAACUGAUGGAUCACGACAAGGACGGCAUCAUCGGCAAGAACGACCUGCGCGCCACCUUCGACUCGCUCGGCAGGCUCGCCUCCGAGAAGGAGCUCGACGAGAUGGUGAACGAGGCCCCCGGCCCCAUCAACUUCACGCAGCUCCUCACUCUGUUCGCGGGCCGCAUGUCCGGCGGCUCCGACGAGGAUGACGUCGUCAUCAGCGCCUUCAAGACCUUCGACGACGAAGGCAAGAUCGACUCCGAGAGGCUGAGGCACGCGCUCAUGACCUGGGGAGACAAGUUCUCCGCCGAGGAGGUCGACGAGGCGUACGACCAGAUGGACAUCGACGACAAAGGCUUCAUCGACACCACCAAGCUCAUCACCAUGCUCACGGCCAGCGGCGAAGAAGAAGAAGGCGGUGAAGCCGCGUAAAUUCCACCGUUUACUUUAAGGUCUGAAGCAAUGAAGUCACCAGCAGUCGCCCCCCGACCAGGGUCCACGGUCUCAACACCAAAACCGUUUUUAUUUUAAUUUAUAUAAUUUAUUGUUUCCAUUUUUUAAUUUAUAUAUAAUGAAAAUAUAGUUCUACUAUUACCAACUCGUGUAGUACUAUCCCCGACAACGUGAAAUGUGACCCGCAAGACAUAAUAUAUUUUGUAAAGAAUACUAUGUAUUCACUUUUAAUAAAGGUUAAAUCAAG
Messenger RNA from Plodia interpunctella (Indianmeal moth), 1023 nucleotides. It is a transcript of the gene Mlc2, whose product is annotated as Myosin light chain 2. Gene Ontology annotation, biological process: post-embryonic development; locomotion. Gene Ontology annotation, cellular component: myosin II complex; cytoplasm. Lineage: Eukaryota; Metazoa; Arthropoda; Insecta; Lepidoptera; Pyralidae. The coding region runs from base 132 to 755 and encodes 207 amino acids. The record is from RefSeq and is a predicted model, not a curated record. Gene Ontology annotation, molecular function: calcium ion binding; myosin heavy chain binding. The transcript is spliced from 3 exons.